AUCUUUUGCGGUUAAUGAAUGGGGAAAAAGGGGGAACUGAAAUUGGCCUCCCAUCUGCAAGCCCUUUCGCAAAAGCUGGAUGCUUUCUGAAUGGAGGCAUGGGUUAAGAAUACCCCGGCUCUUUAUUCUGCACUUUUUAGGUAUAUCUGAAUUUUGCAAUGCGAAUUUAAUUUUUUUACUCACUCCAAAGGCAAAACAAAGAUGAUAGCAAAUGCAUGGCAGCUCAACUACUUGUCCUGAAAGGAAAAGGGGGGAUGAUUUACCUCGGCACUCUGUCUCAUGUAAGAAGCAUCAAGUGUUAUGAUGUAGGAUUCACAGUUGUUUGCUAACCAUAUAGUAGAUGCUGACAGCAGCAACAUGCCAAAUUAUAGAUAGGUUGCAAGACCCACCUAAUCCAACAUACCUGCUACAUAUUUCUUCCACAUGCGGAUUCUGUUUUUUUUCUGUCAUAAGUAGAUAUCUUCCGCGGCUGAUAGAAUUGUCACUUUUCAUCCUUAAGAUAGCAACAUCAUUGAAAUUUCCUUUUCUUCUUUAACAUGAGCAGAGAGGUCUUUCUCUGUCCUUCAUUACAACAUAUUCUUCCUACUAUUCUCAAGGAAUCUAUUCUGAGAACCUCUUCCCUCACUUUCCCCUUCACCCUUGAGAGGCCAUCUCCAAUCCAUCACCCUACUAUUCCUUCAUACACAGGCCAUCAUCAUACGAGAUUGACAAUCAGCAAGGACGACUGGCAAGAACAUGCUGAAGAAAUUGUUGCCAAAGACUAAGAGCAAGAAGAAGAAGGACGCAACCUCCUCUGCGAUACCCACGUUGGAUCGGCUCCAUGAGGGACAUUGAUGAUAUUGAGAACGCCAUUGAUGCGGCAAACGAACAGACAGAAAAUAUGAGACAGAUACAAGAGGCACUUGCAACACCAGUUGGUGCUUCUGCUGAUUUUGACGAGGAUGAGCUAGAAGCAGAGCUGGAAGAUCUGGAGGAGGAAGAACUCGAGGAAGAGUUGCCUGCACCACCAGCGAGGAUAUCUGCGCAUGUGGAACCAUUGGCAAAGCAAACAUCAUCUUCUAUGCAGAGCAGUGAUUUGAGUGAACUGACCAAACUUCAGGCAGAGAUGGCACUUUAGUUGUAGCUUCAAGCUUGACUGACAUUGGGAGGGAUCCUGGUGCUUACUUGUAUGAAUGUUGUAAAUUCAGUUUGUUGUAGGAGAUCCGUGUCCGUUUGGACGGGUCAUUUGGAUCUGAUACGGUGCCGGUUGCGGGCGCGAGGCAAUAUAUUUAUGGUAACUAUAUUUAUUUAUUUGGUGCUGCC
Panicum virgatum (switchgrass) is the source of this 1302-nucleotide messenger RNA. RefSeq names its product vacuolar protein sorting-associated protein 32 homolog 2-like. Gene Ontology annotation, biological process: late endosome to vacuole transport via multivesicular body sorting pathway; vesicle budding from membrane. The transcript has 3 exons. NCBI's taxonomy places the organism in Eukaryota, Viridiplantae, Streptophyta, Magnoliopsida, Poales, Poaceae. Bases 821 to 1117 code for a protein of 98 amino acids. The record is from RefSeq and is a predicted model, not a curated record. Gene Ontology annotation, cellular component: cytoplasmic side of plasma membrane; multivesicular body; ESCRT III complex.